Molecule: messenger RNA, 360 nt
Organism: Trichomonas vaginalis G3
Lineage: Eukaryota; Parabasalia; Trichomonadida; Trichomonadidae
Product: zinc finger, RING/FYVE/PHD-type domain-containing protein
Exons: 1
Coding region: 1-360 (119 amino acids)
Source: RefSeq, a predicted model, not a curated record
AUGACUGAUAAACUUGGAGAAGAUUAUGAAUCUAUAGCUAUUGAAAGAUUAAAAAGCAUUAGAAAGAAAAUAGAUGAGAUAGGAGAUCCAGCAUACACAGUUCCUGACUUGGGAAAUCAAGAAGAGCCUGAGAAAGGAGAAAGAAUAUGUAUUGCUUGUCAAUCAUCAAUUAAACCUACAGAAAUAUGCGUUACAAUGCCAUGCUGCGGCUGCUUGUUCCAUGCAAGCUGUAUUGCGAAAAUUUGCAAUGCACAUAGAUUUUUAAUGAAUAAAAUCUGCCCAAAAUGCACAACACCGUUAGACCAAGACUUUGAAGCCAGACUUAUACAAAUUUAUGAUAUAAUCAAAAAGAAUGAAUGA